Molecule: messenger RNA, 1212 nt
Organism: Arabis nemorensis
Lineage: Eukaryota; Viridiplantae; Streptophyta; Magnoliopsida; Brassicales; Brassicaceae
Source: the annotation of a GenBank genome assembly
AUGGUCGACGUUGAUCGGAGAAUGACCGGUCUCCGGCCAGCACACGCGGCGGGUCUCCGUCGUCUCUCAGCUCGAGCCGCCGCACCAACGACUCCAACAGUCAGAAAAAGCCUCGUCUCUUUCUCAUCUCUCGCCGACCAAGUAAUCUCACACUUACACACUUCAAGGAUCCAAGUCCAACCGGGUCUAACCGACGCCGAAUUCGCUCGAGCCGAAGCAGAGUUCGCAUUCGCUUUCCCACCGGAUCUCCGCGCCGUUUUAACCGCCGGUUUACCAGUCGGCGCCGGUUUCCCCGACUGGCGUUCUCCCGGAGCUCGUCUCCAUCUCCGAGCUAUGAUCGAUCUUCCAAUCGCCGCCGUGUCGUUUCAGAUCGCGAGAAACACUCUCUGGAGCAAAUCAUGGGGCCCGAGACCGUCCGACCCGGAAAAAGCUUUACGGGUCGCGAGAAAUGCACUCAAAAGAGCUCCUUUGAUGAUACCCAUUUUCGAUCACUGCUUUAUUCCUUGUAACCCGGCUUUAGCGGGUAACCCGGUUUUCUACAUCGACGAGACCCGGAUUUUCUGUUGCGGGUCGGAUCUAUCUGAUUUCUUCGAGCGUGAGUCUGUGUUUAGAGGAUCCGGCUCGUGCCCGGAGAUUCUAACCAAGCAGCGUUCGGUUAGCGAGAAAUCCGCCGGGUCUUCGUCGUCGUCUUACUCGAAUUUCUCUAGAAUGAGCUUAGAUUCGGGUCGGGUUCACCGGUCGGGUACACCAAGAUGGGUGGAGUUUUGGAGUGACGCGGCGGUGGAUCGUCGCCGGAGAAACUCGGCUUCUUCGAUGUCCUCGUCGCACUCUUCAUCGCCGGAGAGAUAUCUAGACUUACCGAGAUCGGAGACACCGAAAUGGGUCGACGAUUACGUGAACCGGAUCGGGUCGGUUUUAAGAGGAGGCGGUUGGAGCGAAUCCGACGUAGAUGACAUCAUACACGUGUCAGCAUCUGGGUUCUUUGAGGGCGAAAUGGUAAUUUUAGAUAAUCAAGCUGUUUUAGAUGCGUUGCUUCUUAAAGCGGGUCGGUUCUCGGAGUCGCUCCGGAAAGCUGGAUGGAGCUCCGAGGAAGUGUCGGAUGCACUCGGGUUUGAUUUUCGACCGGAGAAAGAGAGGAAACCGGUUAAGAAGUUAUCUCCUGAGCUCGUCGAACGAAUCGGGAAACUUGCUGAGUCGGUUUCUCGGUCAUGA